AUGACCAUUAGAGUGUAUCAUCAGGAUCUUGGGAAAUACAUUAUGAUGACAUUUGUAUAUGCUAAGUGUUGUGCUUUGGAGAGAUUGGAGUUAUGGGACAAUCUGUACUACUUGGCUAGUGAUAUGGAAUUGCCAUGGCUAGUAGGGGGAGACUUCAAUGUAGUGAUGGGAGAGGAAGAAAAGAUAGGUGGACUACCAGUGUAUCCUCCUGAGUAUGAAGAUUUUGCAUUUUGUGUCAACUCUUGUGGCUUGUUUAAUCUUGGCUACAAGGGUAGUCCAUUCACAUGGUGGAAUGGGAGGCCAAAUGAAAAGUGUAUAUUUAAAAGACUUGAUAAAAUCUUGGUGAACAUGCCAUUUCAAAACUUGUUUCCUACAAUUGAGGUUGAACAUCUUAUUAGGGUUGGAUCAGAUCAUGCACCCUUUUUGAUGAGCUGUGGAGAAGAAGCAAUGAAAUUUGUGAAGCCUUUCAAAUUCUUGAACUUUUGGACAAAACAUGAAUCCUUUCUAGAGGUGGUGAAGCAGAACUGGAUUGCUGAUUUUAUAGGGGAUCCAUUCUUGAUGUUCAAGCGGAAGUUGAAGAGGGUUAAGAUUGCUCUAUCAAAGUGGAGCAAGCUAACCUAUGGUGAUAUUUUCAAGCAACUAGCUAUCAGGGAAGAUGUGGUGAGGAUUAAGGAGAUGAUGUUUGAGGAAGAUCCAUCUACUGAGAAUAGAAUAGUACUUGAACAAGCUCAAGCUGAGCUAAAGAAGUACCUUAGUCUAGAAGAACAAUACUGGAAACAAAAGGCAGGAAUGAGCUGGUUUGAAGAGGGGGACAUAAAUACAAGAUUUUUCCAGAAUCAUAAUCAGUUCACUAAGGAGGAUGACCCUACAAGCUUUGAUCUUUUGAACAAUGUGCCUACAAUGGUUACAAGGGAGCAGAAUAUAGAAUUGUGUAGAUUGCCAACAAGGGAGGAGGUGAAAGCAGCAGUCUUUGCAUUGAGCAGUGAGAGUGCAAGUGGUCCUGAUGGUUUUUCAGGCUUUGUUAAGGGGAUGAGUAUUUUUGAGAAUAUCUUUUUAACUCAAGAGAUUGUAACAGAUAUAAGGAUGAGAGGGAAGCCUGCUAAUGUAGUUAUAAAGCUAGACAUGGCUAAGGCAUAUGAUAGGGUGUCUUGGAAAUAUUUGAUGCAUGUGCUAAGGAGGAUGGGGUUUGCAGAAUGUUUCAUUAACAUGGUGUGGAAUCUUAUCUCAAACAACUGGUAUUCAGUGAUGGUAAAUGGUCAAGCUUCUGGUUUCUUUCAUUCUUCAAGGGGUGUGAAGCAAGGUGAUCCUUUAUCUCCAGCUUUAUUCAUAUUGUCAGCAGAAGUUUUGUCAAGAUCUUUGAACAAAUUAUUUGAGGAUAAACAGUUUAGAGGUUUUGGGAUGCCAAAGUGGUUCGAUCCAUUGAACCACCUUGCCUAUGCUGAUGAUACAAUUAUUUUUGCAUCUGCUAAUCCUUAUUCAUUACAGAAGAUUGUUGAUGUGUUGGCACAAUACGAGCAUACUUCUGGACAGUUGAUUAACAAGUCAAAGAGCUCAUACUAUAUGCAUGCUAAGGUAGCAGGAGAUAUGACAAAUGCAGUUGCUAGUAUCACAGGAUUUACAAAAGGAACCUUCCCCUUCACUUACCUUGGAUGUCCAAUAUUUUAUACAAGAAGGAGAAAGAAGUACUACAAUGAUCUGAUCCAAAAGGUGAAAGAAAAAUUACAUUCUUGGAAAGGGAAGUUAUUAUCAUAUGGAGGAAAGGCAACAUUGAUAUCCAGUGUCUUGCAAAGUAUGCCUACACACAUACUAUCAGUACUAGAUCCACCUGAUAAUGUAUUGGAGCAUCUUCAUAAAACCUUUGCAAGAUUUUUCUGGAGCAAUAAGGAAGAAGGAAGGAGCAGGCAUUGGACAAAGUGGCAGAACCUAUGUCUUCCUAAGGAGGAGGGAGGAAAGGAACUACCAACUGUAGUUCAAUUCAGGGAAGGUUCACAUGUAUGGAGAAAAAAGUUAGAGGCAAGAGAAGAAAUUGAGCAUGAGAUCCUAUGGGAGAUAAAUAGAGGAUCGACUAAUGUGUGGCAUGAAAACUGGACAGGACUGGGGGCUUUAUACCAUGUUAUACCUCCCUAUUUUCACAUCAAUGACGAAUUGCAAGAGGUAGCUGAUUUGAGAGAGGAGGAGUAUUGGAAUGAUCAACUUCUGGACCAAAAGUUUCCUCCAGAUAUUGCUGACCAUAUUAGAAAAGAGGUUCACUUUGCAGAAGCCAAUGAAUGUUGGGACACCCCAAGAUGGAUGCCUACUCCUUCAGGUAGGUUUACUGUUAGUAGUGCUUGGAGAAUCUUAAGACAUAGAGAGCCAAGCAAUCCUGAGUUUGUUAAGAUAUGGACUAAGGGCCUGCCAUUCAAAAUUUCAUUCUUCUUUUGGAGAGUUUGGAGGGGAAAGGUUCCAACUGAUGAUAUAUGGAGAAGAGGGGGACAUAUGGUAGUGUCAAGAUGUUGGUGUUGUAGUUCACCAAAGGAGGAUUCUUUCCAGCAUUUAUUUCUAACAAGUGAGACAGCAAUUAAGGUGUGGAAGACAUUCAUACAAGCUGCAGGUCUGGUAAUAAAUUUGAUUGAAGUGCAUCAGGUUGUAAGGGCAUGGUGGAGUGCUAAAUGUUGUCCUAAACUUAAGCCAUUGUAUCAGGCUGUACCAGCUGUGAUAUUAUGGGAACUUUGGAAGAGGAGAAAUACAAUGAAGCAUGGUGGAGCAGUCUCCUAUAGUAGGGUGAUUCAUGAAGUGAACAAAAUAUUAUACUAUCUAGCAAAAGUUAGAUAUCCUUGGCUAUCUAAUAUCCCACUGAUGUGGCCUCAUAUGAUCAAAUUUUUUGAGAAUUACAAGCCCUUUGUAAUCACCAAGAAGGUAACAUGGCAGCUUCCAUAUGAAGGGUGGUACAAGUGUAAUACUGAUGGAGCUUCUAGGGGCAACCCAGGUCCUAGCUCCUAUGGAUUUUGUGUGAGAAAUCAUGAAGGAGAUUUGGUGUAUGCUAAGGCAAAGGAGAUAGGGAUGGCAACCAACAUUGUAGCAGAAGCAAAAGCAAUUGUAGAAGGGCUGGCAUUUUGUGUGGAAAGGCAACUGCAUCCUUUGAUAAUGGAGACUGAUUUUCUGGUGUUGAGGAAGAUUAUAGAUGGUGAAUGGGAGACUCCAUGGUGUAUAGGGGUUGAAGUGAGGAAGAUCAAGGAGAUAAAGAGUACAUUCAAUGUACUCUUUCAGCAUGUGCUUAGAGAGGGCAACACAGUUGCAGAUUUCUUAGCUAACCUUGUUUUUUCUUUUGCAGGUACAGUCACCUUUCACUAUUUUCAUGAACUUCCACCUAGAGGAAAAGCUUUAAUCAAUUUAGAUAAAGCUCAGAUGCCAAAUCUUAGGAUUAGAAUAGCUAAAAGGAAAGCUCCAGAUUGA
Messenger RNA from Nicotiana attenuata, 3432 nucleotides. RefSeq lists its product as uncharacterized. Gene Ontology annotation, molecular function: nucleic acid binding; RNA-DNA hybrid ribonuclease activity. NCBI's taxonomy places the organism in Eukaryota, Viridiplantae, Streptophyta, Magnoliopsida, Solanales, Solanaceae. The record is from RefSeq and is a predicted model, not a curated record. The transcript is spliced from 4 exons. The coding region runs from base 1 to 3432 and encodes 1143 amino acids.